ACCACGGUUUAAAUUUCUUCGCAGGCUGAGAAGUACUUCUCGUUAUAAAGCACGGUUUCGUGUUCAAUACAGCUCUUAUUUACAUACACGACAAGAACCGCAAGAACUGCGACUCGGAGCAGAGGCUGAACAGAAUUCGACAAACAAAAUUUUCAACGUUUUUCCCAACGCCAGAAGUUAACAAGAAGACAAGAUUACAGUUUUCAGAGCUACUCUAGGACUUCGAUGUAUUUCUCUAUUUUGCUGUCCUUCGUAAUUUGUUUAACUGUCUCCAAAGGAGACUUGACGACCUCAGAAUCAGUAGAACAUGGAAACCUUGAUGUGACUGCCAAACACAUGCUGGAUGAAAUCCAUCUCCGGAUGAAAAGAAGCGAAUUGGAACAAUAUUUUGGAGUAAGCUCGCACGAGGAAGUACCACUGUACGAUGUCACUUCUCCGUUCCAAGUUGAUGAGGAAAACAGAUUUCUCUCAGAAAGUCUCCAUACUCACGCCAGGCAGAAGAGAAACGCCGAGGAUCCUCGUGCGUGGUAUUUCAAUGUCAAAGCCUUCGGAAGGUCACUGCAUCUCAACCUCACAAUGAACCAAGAUCUCAUGUCACCAUGGCUAACUGUUGAGCGACACGAAAAUGGAACAGUGACAGCUGAGGAACCACCCAAGAAUUCCUUCUUAGAUGGUCACGUGAUUGGAGAAUUUGGCUCUUCGGUUGCAGUUAGUAAUAGAGGAGGACUGACAGGUCUAAUACAACUUUUGGACCAGUCUCUUUUCCUUCAACCACUUCCAAGUCAUCUUUUAUCAGACAGUAAUUCCAAAAGUCACUUAGUCAUCAAGCGCUCGAUUGACGAUGAGGCUAUGGAAAACGAGUUUCAAGAAAAAUUAUCAGGAAGUGGUACUGAGUGGAAAGAGCCCAGUUUUGACGAGGAUUCUCUGAAAUUUGCGAAAGUCAAACCUAAUGAUGCCGGACAAUUCUUUCUCGAGAUGACAAUGGUAGCUGAUAAAAGUAUGAUUGCAUUUCAUGGCGACGACACCGCAGAUUAUCUGCUUAAGCUGGCACAUAUGGUAAAUGCCUUUUAUCAUCAUGAAAGUAUUGGUCAGAAAAAAAUUACCAUCACCAUCGUGCAGAUUAAACUUGUACAGGAUGGGCUUAAGUAUUCAGGGGGUAGCAAUGAUGCUAAGAUGGCGGCUCUCAAGAAAUGGGCGGCAGACGCUAAAAUUCCAAAACUGGAUUCUCAAAGAGACCAUCCUGACGUCAUAUCUCUGAUAAGUCGGGGAAGUUCAGGAGGCUUGGCGAGUUUUAAUUCAAUAUGCAAAGGCAGUUUCAGUUAUACCGUUAAUAACGGUGCAAUGGGCUUUAACACGCGCCUCAUUCUAGCACACGAAAUUGGGCACACGCUUGGUUUAAAUCAUGACUCCGCUGAUGGCUGCCCCGACGCAACAUAUAUUAUGUCUACCGCGGUACCUGGAGGGAAGUAUGCGGGCACAUGGUCCUCUUGCAGUAGGAAAUAUGUUCAAGAGUUACUAGGAACUGCCCCGAAGUGCCUAAUGGAUGGAAGAUCCCGCAACAUAAAUUACCUGAAGUACUUCCGUGGGAAGCUCCCAGGAAGAGUGAUAUCUGGAGAUGAGCAGUGUAAAGAGCAAUAUGGCGAAGGUGUUUUUCAGUGUAAACAAGCACUGUCUAACUGUGGCUCCCUGUAUUGCACACACAACGGCUUCUCCUGCUUCAGUAAAGUCGCUCCACCAUUGGAUGGGACACCAUGUGCAUCUAGACAUUGGUGUAUAGCUGGUGAUUGUGUUUUCGACGGUUCAGAAGUUGUAGAUGGUGGUUGGAGUGAAUGGAGUAACUAUGAUCCGUCUACUUGUUCCCGCACAUGUGGAGGAGGAGUCUACUUCAAAACACGAACCUGUACAAAUCCACGCCCCCAAAAUGGAGGAAAAGACUGCAUAGGAGAGAAUCGAGGAUAUCCAAAGGUCUGCAAAAGAAAGGUGCCAUGUCCUUCAGGUGCAAUGGACUUCCGACUUGCUCAGUGCCACGCUAUAAAUAAACAAUAUACGAUAUUCUACAGGGGAGGAGCCGAGGCAUGCAAAUUAUUUUGCCGCCACGGAUGGUCAUAUUCACCACGAGGCCUUGUAAAAGAUGGAACAAGAUGCGAAAAUGGUGCAUCAAAAAGCCGGGAUAUGUGCAUUGAAGGAAAAUGCAAUCCCGUUGGUUGUGACGACGUGGUUGGAUCUCAAAGUGCGGUUGAUCGUUGUGGAGUUUGUAAUGGAGAUAGCACCUCAUGUAGAGCAGUAAAAAAACAAUUCACUACUUAUUGGGAAAAAAAGGGACCUGAAAAUGCGGCAUUAGCUUGUUGGAUCCCAAAAAGGUCUAAAGAGAUUUGGGUUUUCGAGAUGGCUGUUGACAAAAACAACAUAGGUGUACAGAACAUGAAAAAAAAGUAUUUGUUAGAGCCCGUACCAAAACAAACGCAAACAAUCAAUGCAGCUGGAAGCACUAUUACCUAUGGAAAACGCAGUGGAAAGGAAUAUAUUCACAUUCCUGGCCCAAUAAACACACCUCUGCGUUUUAUGUUUAUACUCAACGGUCAAAAAAACAAAGGAGUUGAAUGCAGAUACUUGAGUCCCUAUAAAUCAGAGGUUACUGGAGCCGAUGUCGGAUGGGUUGUCGACGAGAAAUAUGGCUGGUCAGCCUGCUCCGAGACCUGCGCCGGAGGAAAGAAAACGCGGAGAGUGAAGUGCAUGAGGAAGGAUGACAAAUCAGCUGUUGCGGACAGUGUCUGUGAGAAGGGAGGACUUGAGAAACCCGAAGAUGAGAUGCCGUGUAACACACAAGAGUGUCCAGUAGAAUGGCACGUGACUGGAUGGAGCUCCUGUUCCAAAACCUGUGGACAUGGUGUAGCGAAACGUAGCCUGUCUUGCAGAAAGAAGUACAAGAACCCUGGAGGAUACAAGAAACUGGAUUGGAGCAGCUGCAAGGCACCUAAGCCAACACCACUAAUUAAACCUUGUUUUAAGGAGGCGUGCGGACCGGAAUGGAUUCCAUCUAAGUGGGGAAAGUGUUCAAAGACCUGCAUAGGUGGCAUUAUGAAACGCAAUUUAAGCUGCGGGAGGCCGCUCGGUGAUGGAAACUACCACCCAUUGUCAGAAGGCUUCUGCCGAUACUCCGUCAAACCGCCAGUAAAAGAGAAGUGCAACGAGGAUAUUUCCUGCUCUGUUCUUCCAGUUCAAAAAUACAGAUCACUGGGUUGUUACAGAGAAAAUACACAUAAGCGCCUCCUGCCACUUCUGGAACACAAUUUCCGUUCCGGUGGCAUCAAAUGGAACGCAAUAGAAACUGUAGUGGAAAAGUGCUACCGUGAGGUCGUUGAACGCACAAAUUACAAGGUGUUUGGAGUGAAAUUCUAUGGUGAAUGUUGGGUCGGUAAGAUGCCGAGCUCCCAUUUCAAGACCGUCCUUACACAGUGCUAUGAACAUGCAGUUGGGAAGGCUCAUACUUACUACAUUUAUGAAAUUUUGUAGAUAACAGAAGUAAUCGGUCACAAACAUCAUUAAAGAAAGGUCUUCCUUUUAUAAUGUCAGCUUACAGUGGAAUCCUGAUACAGCAAACAACAUCCUGAUGUAAAGAAUCCUCUUUAUAUUGAUGAGUCUGAUAAGAAAAACCUAUCCUAAAAUAAUAAAUAAUCCCUUCCUUAUAUAACGAACAUCCAGACAUAAAAAACCCACUCCUCUACCACUAACAGCUAUUCGCCAAAGUAGAGAUGGCUAGUGGUAGAUAUUUAGCAAGCCGCGAAGCGAUGAGUUAAAUAUCCUCCGCUAGUUGUUUUAGUAUACACUAAACUUAGUAUAAACUUAAGAGUUAUCUGAGAAAUUGGCUCAAAGCAUAGUUAUGUCCAAGAAAAUAAACUGCAUUCUAUUAUUAUCACUAUAGAGAGCUCUGACAAAAUAAAAACUGUAAAAAUGACAACAAACGGUUCCAGGAGGUCUGAACAUUCUGAACAAUCACGCAAGCGUGCAAGCAGCUAAAAUACAUUUUAGCUCUCAAAAAUCCACAUUUUAGCCAAAUGACAAAUGAUAAGGUUGCUUUUAUUUAGAACAUUAGAUCGAGUUUAGCAUCGAUUUGGACGUCACGGAAAACAAACUUACGUUCAUCUGACGAGAGGUUAUUUAAAAAAAACCCAAUAUAUUGGCAGAUCCUAAGGCCACCCAAUAAAAUGACUCUCAUAAUAUAACAAACAUCCCAGCAUAACUAAACGCAAUGUACCGACCAUCCCUGUGUUACAAACCCGCUGCGCAGCAAAACCGCACCGUUAAAAGACCAUAAAUUAUAUGACGAAAAUCCUAUAUUGACAAUGAACCCUCUCGUGACAAAACUCGGUAUUGCAGCCCUUUAUAUAACAGAUACUUCUAUAGUAAGAAAGGGACAACGUGUUGAGACAAAUGUAACAUGAUGUCCAAAAGAUAACCUCGGUGUGGCUUUAUAGGAUUUUUUAU
Messenger RNA from Pocillopora verrucosa, 4485 nucleotides. RefSeq names its product A disintegrin and metalloproteinase with thrombospondin motifs 6. Gene Ontology annotation, biological process: proteolysis; extracellular matrix organization. NCBI's taxonomy places the organism in Eukaryota, Metazoa, Cnidaria, Anthozoa, Scleractinia, Pocilloporidae. Gene Ontology annotation, molecular function: metalloendopeptidase activity. The record is from RefSeq and is a predicted model, not a curated record. Gene Ontology annotation, cellular component: extracellular matrix.